This is a messenger RNA of Drosophila biarmipes, 654 nucleotides long. RefSeq lists its product as uncharacterized. Bases 40 to 654 code for a protein of 204 amino acids. The record is from RefSeq and is a predicted model, not a curated record. NCBI's taxonomy places the organism in Eukaryota, Metazoa, Arthropoda, Insecta, Diptera, Drosophilidae. The transcript has a single exon.
UCUAGUAUGGCUUAGGUACAGAAGCCAGAUAGUCGCAGGAUGUGGAGGAUAAGGUGCUUAAUCCUGCCGAGCUUAAUGCUGAGUUUAAUGGGGCAGACGGUACAGGGCGCCUCACACCAGUGCAAAUCGACCGAAAUUCUAUCGGAGAAUGGCUGCGUGGAUCGGGAAUACUUCCUGAACCGAAUCAUCUUGAGAUCCUGGAAGGAUCAGGGCUUCCAGAAGGCCAAGGCGCGGGCUGGUCUGCUGGAUGAAAUGAAGUGCAAGGAGAACGAGAUCAGGACGCCCUUUGGCUGCUCCAAGCCACCAUUUCCUCCUCGCCGGGAAUCGGAGCGCGUGGAGGUGCACCACAGCAGACUGGAACACAACCAGGUGGUGCACGAUGGCGCGGGUUUCAAGGAACACCACCCAGAUCAACUAGAAGAGAAGAAACCCGUUCGAAGGCGCAGAAAACGGGAACCCGGACUGCCGAUAACUGGACACAAUCGUCCACGCUCCUACGUUUUCUUGCCGGGAAGAACUCGAACGAGGCGACACAAGUGCCGAGCGAAUGAGGUCCUUGGAAGAAGGAGUCGCUGCAUCAAAAAGAGGCGUGCAACCCGGCAUCAUAAAAAUAAGGAGAAGACUGAAGAAACCGCCACAACAGCUCAUUCAUAA